UUCUCUUAACCUCUGAAUAUCACCCUGUAGAAACUACUGUUUGCUGUGAGCAGCUCUUUGAGCAUGAAGGCCGCAGUUCGUUCAGUUAAAAACUUUUCUAAAGGCUACUCUGAGACUCAGGUUAAAGUCAGAAAUGCCACUACAAAUGAUGCUUGGGGCCCUAGUGGGAAGGCCAUGGCGGAAAUCGCCCAAUUAACUUUUGAUCAGCAUGAAAUGCUCGAAGUUAUGGAUAUUUUGGACCGUCGUUUGAAUGACAAAGGAAAGAAUUGGCGACAUGUGUUCAAGGGUCUAACAGUCCUGGAAUACUGUAUCCACAGCGGUUCUGAAAACGUCGUUCGCUGGGCCAAAGAUAACUUAUAUAUUAUCACUACGUUACGAGAGUUUGUGUACAUUGACGAAAACGGAACAGACCAAGGUCAAAACAUCAGAACAAAAGCCAAGGAACUCACGAAUUUAUUGUCUGAUGACGAAGCCAUUCGCCAGGCUCGUAGAAACAGAAACGACAUGCAUGGCCGGAUGAACGGCGACGAUGAAUUUGGAAACUCUGAUGAUUGGGGAUCCCGUAAUCGUUCGCGUCGUUACAACCAUCCUCCUGUUUACGAUCACUCAUCUUCCCGUGGUAGCACACGAACUCAAUCUCGUCGUAACAGUCCAGGUGAUGGCAGUGAUGGUCUUGAUGAUGAACUUGUUGCGGACCCAGAGCUUCGCCGAGUCAUUGAGGAAUCAAAACGUCAAGCAGAAAUUGACGCUCGUCGUCGCCAAGAAGCUGAGAAUGAAGAAGCUGAAUUACAAAAGGCGCUUCAACUCUCCAAGGAAGAAGAAGAGGCACGUAAACGACACGAGCAAGAAACUCAACGGUUCAUGGAAUCGAAUUCCUAUCAGCCUGUUGAUUUUUUUGGAAAUCCUGUACAACCGCAACAAACAGGCUUCUCUAACAACCCCUUUCCGAUUCAACCUCAACAAACGGGUUUUGUCCAACCGCAAGCAACUGGCUUCAUUCAACAACAACCUACUGGCUUUGUCCAGCCUCAGCGUACGGGUUUCAUGCAACCUAAUCACACGGGUUUUGUUCAACCUCAGCGCACUGGCUUUAUGCCGCCAAAUCACACAGGAUUUGUUCAACCGCAGGCAACAGGAUUUGUUCAACCGCAGGCAACAGGAUUUGUUCAGCCGCAACCGACCGGAUUUGUUCAACCGCAGCCUACAGGGUUUAUGCAACCACAAACUACUGGUUUUAUACAACAACAGCCAACAGGUUUUGUUCAGCCUCAGCGGACGGGUUUCAUGCAGCCUAAUCAUACAGGCUUUGUCCAGCCGCAGCGUACUGGUUUUAUGCAACCUAAUCACACAGGCUAUGUUCAGCCUCAACGCACUGGCGUUAUGCAACCUCAGCGAACCGGCUUCAAUAACGGCUUUCCUGCACAAGCUCCUAUCCAACAACAAGUUACAGGCUAUGUCCAACCUCAACGAACUGGUUUUGGUGCGAACAAUCCUUAUUCUCAAAUGAUGCAACCUGCUCCUCAACCCGCUGCUCCAAAGCUUGAACCUACCAAGACUGGUUCCAACAACCCUUUUGCUCAAUUCACUAAACUCCCCCAAACAGUUUCAGCUCCAAAUGUUUCUACCUCUGGUGCUCAAGUGCAAAGACCAGUUAAGACCAAUGAUGAGCGGUAUGCCAACAUUGCCCAGGCUGUUUUAACGGGAAAUCCUACGGGUGUCGACACAUUCGGAAAUAUGGGUGAUGUUCGUGUUCCGACUCAUCACACUGGUUCCAGAUUUACUAAUAGCGCCGGUCAAACAAUUCAGGCACAACCCACCGGUGGAAAUCGCAAUCCCUUUCAAAAGUCGCAACAGCAGCAGCAACAUCCUUCGUUUUCUCAACAACCGUUACAACAGGCUAACAUGCAAAUGCCUUACCAACAGCAUCCUAUGGGUUAUGUAAAUAAUCAACAAAUUUAUGGGGGAAUGCAACAUGUUCCCGGACAACAACCACCGACACAACCUCAGGUGGGUUCAUUGAUCGACCUCUAAGCUUACAUGCAACACCUCGUCUUUUUGAAUUAGUGUCAUCCUUAAAGGAGGAGGGUUUUUUAGAUCGUACAAAUAGCUUCUCUUCCUCUCCUUUUUUGACCGCCAUCUUAAUCAUUUAUGCCAUGUUCUUCGUUUUUCAACCUUGAUGUUAGCUUGCACUUGGUGCGACCAAUUAAUGACUGUAAUGACUGUCGUGAGCUUUGAAUAUCAGCCAAACUGGUGUGAAUUCAAAGGUUUCUACUACUGGAGAAUAAGCUAGAACCUUGUUUAGUGGAAGUGCUCGUGUGUCGUCCUUCAGAUCAAACAUCUGUAGUAGUAUAUAUAUUUCAUUUGUAUUUAUGUAAACGUUUACGAAUUAGGCGCCCAAGUAGCCCUAGUGCCAGUGAGAACAAAACUAGAUAAGUCGUGUUCCAUCU
Molecule: messenger RNA, 2447 nt
Organism: Schizosaccharomyces japonicus yFS275
Lineage: Eukaryota; Fungi; Ascomycota; Schizosaccharomycetes; Schizosaccharomycetales; Schizosaccharomycetaceae
Product: epsin
Exons: 2
Coding region: 64-2031 (655 amino acids)
Biological process (GO): clathrin-dependent endocytosis; actin cytoskeleton organization; vesicle-mediated transport
Cellular component (GO): membrane; actin cortical patch; cytoplasm
Molecular function (GO): phosphatidylinositol-4,5-bisphosphate binding
Source: RefSeq, a predicted model, not a curated record